This is a messenger RNA of Scophthalmus maximus (turbot), 9079 nucleotides long. It is a transcript of the gene dysf, whose product is annotated as dysferlin, limb girdle muscular dystrophy 2B (autosomal recessive). Lineage: Eukaryota; Metazoa; Chordata; Actinopteri; Pleuronectiformes; Scophthalmidae. The transcript is spliced from 58 exons. Bases 385 to 6849 code for a protein of 2154 amino acids. The record is from RefSeq and is a predicted model, not a curated record. Gene Ontology annotation, biological process: macrophage activation involved in immune response; plasma membrane repair; vesicle fusion. Gene Ontology annotation, molecular function: calcium ion binding; calcium-dependent phospholipid binding. Gene Ontology annotation, cellular component: T-tubule; membrane; cytoplasmic vesicle.
AUCAGAAAGGAAGGGAAGCCGGCUCGGUCAGGACUCCGUCCUCUCCGCUCCUCUUGGAGGAAAAAAGAGCUUUUGUUUGGUCGUUUUCUCACAUAGAUGCUGCGAGACAAAGGAUCUGUGGACAACUUUCUUCCAGUCUAGUAGCGUUUUGAUUUCACUUGAUGAAAACAUUUUUUUUUUCGGUUGUUCACUUACCUUCUCUCAACCUCGUGUCCGCAUCGGUUGUCGUCAUCGUAGCCGUCGUCGUCAAAGCUCCUUCUGGUCAUGUAACCGACCGUCCCGCCUUGUUCUGGAUCUGACCUGGUGAGCCCAGUCGACCCAGUCGGAGUUCUUUUAGCCUCGCAGGUUUCAGGCUCCGGACUCACCUGAGGGUUUUUUUCCAACAUGUUGCGCUGCGUUCUCCAGCGAGCCAACAACCUGAGGCACUCCCACCCCCUGGCUAGUGUCACCUUCAGAGGGUCCAAGAAGAAGACGAAGGUUGUGAAGAACAACCCUAACCCCGUUUGGAACGAGGGCUUCGAAUGGGAUCUGAAGGGGAUUCCUCUGGUCUCCGGAGCAGAGUUGCACUGUGUCGUCAAGGACCAUGAGAAGAUGGGAAGAAACAGGUUCCUGGGGGAAUGCCGGCUGGCUCUCAGAGACGUAAUACACUCUCCCAGCUUGGCCGCCUCCUUCACCAUUUCCCUACUGGACACCAAGAGAAACAACACAGGGGCCACGCUGACCCUUCAGGUGUCCUACGUCCCUCCUCCAGGAUCGGUUCCACUGUACCAGCCUCCCUCCCAGCCUGAGGCUUUUCCCCAUAGCAACCCCAGUGUGGAGCUGGACACCGUCACAAUGAUUUCUCUGGACACGUUGGGUGAGGAGGACACAGAGAGUAUGAUUAUGCUGGAGCCCGCAGAGGAUCAGGGGACUGACGAUGGACGGUCCAUGGUCAUCACAGGCACCCAGGGGCCCACGGGCAAGGAGUCGCCCACCGCCCAGACACCCAAACGUUCCCCACCAUCCUACAACACCCAGGGAGGGCUGAGGAAAAGAAGGAAGGGAGCCAGCAGUCAGCACAAACCUCUGCCCAACAAACCACAGGACCUACAGGUUCGUGUGCGGGUCAUCGAGGCGCGACAGUUGCCGGGCAUCAACAUCAAGCCCGUUGUCAAGGUGACAGUAGCCGGGCGGACAAAGAGGACCCACAUCAGAAAAGGCAAUAACCCGGUGUUUGAUGAGACGUUCUUCCUGAACUUCUUUGAGAUGCCAUCAGACCUGUUUGAUGAGCCAAUCUUCAUUACAGUGUGUGACUCGCGCUCUCUCAGAACUGAUGCUGUCAUCGGUGAAUUCAAGUUGGACGUAGGCACCGUCUACAACGAGCACAGACACUGCUUCUUGAGGAAAUGGCUGCUGUUGUGCGACCCCGACGACCUCUCCGCUGGGGUCAAAGGCUACCUGAAGGUCAGCCUGUUCGUCUUGGCGGCUGGAGACGAGCCACCGGCCGAUAAGCGUGAGUGUGUGGAGGAUAAAGAGGAUAUCGAGGGAAACCUGCUGAGGCCGGCCGGUCUUUCUCUGAGAGGAGCCACGUUCACCCUGAGGAUCUUCAGAGCUGAAGACCUACCACAGAUGGACGAUGCCUUCAUUGACGGGAUGAAGAACUUUCUGGGGUUCGAUAGCAACAGGAAGAACUUGGUGGACCCGCUGGUGGAGAUCCACUUUGCUGGCAAAACAAUCUGCACUAAGAUUCUGGAAAAGAACGCAAAUCCCCAGUGGAACCAGAGUCUGGCGAUGCCUAUAAGAUUUCCCUCCAUGUGCGAGAAGAUGAGGAUCAGAAUCCUGGACUGGGACAGAGCCAGUCACAACGACAUCAUCGGCACCACCCACCUCUGCAUGUCUAAGAUCUCGGCCCCCGGAGGAGAGAUAGACGAUGACUUGACUCCUCGGACCGUCCACUCUGGCAGUACGUCCACCAUCAUCACCAUCCUCUCUACACCUCUUUCAUCUUUCGAUGACAGCCUUGGAUUCCUGCCGACGUUCGGUCCGUGUUUCGUCAACCUGUACGGCAGCCAGAGAGAGUUCACCGCCUUCAACGACCCCCACGAGGCGCUGAACCUCGGAAAGGGGGAGGGCGUCGCCUACAGAGGUCGAGUUCUACUCGAAGUAACCACAAAGCUGGUGGACAAACCGGAGCAGAAGACCGAAGACAUCCCGUCGGACGACCUGCUGGUGGUGGAGAAGUUCCUCCGGAAGAGGAAGUACUCGCUGUUCGUGGCGUUUUACUCGGCCACGCUGCUCCAGGACGUGGACGACGCCGUCCAGUUCGAGGUCAGCAUCGGCAACUACGGCAACAAGUUCGACUACACCUGCCUCCCGCUCGCCUCCACCACCCAGUUCAGCAGGGCGGUGUUCGACGGCUGCCACUACUACUACCUGCCGUGGGGGAACGUGAAGCCGGUGGUGGUCGUGUCCUCGGAGUGGGAGGACAUCCGGCCGAGGAUCGAGGCUCUCAACAUGCUGCUGGAGAUCAUCCACAGACUGGAGGCGAACCUGCAGCGGGUGCAGCUGGAGGUGAAGACAGGAAGUGACCUGGAGGAGGUGGAGCUGCGAGUGAUGGAGCUGCUGGAUCAGGUCAUCGCAGACUGCAGUGAGGAGCUGCCCCCGCUCGACCAGUGGCAGUGCACGACGCCGCUCGACCGCUCGCUGAGGCACGUCCGCACUCUGCACCUGCAGCAGAUCUCGGAGGCGGCGCUCGCCCUCAAAGACGGCGAGGCCACGGAGCUGUCCACGGUGCUGGAGCAGGCGGAGGACUGGGCCAACCGUCUGCGCACCAUGGCCGAGGAGCCUCAGAACAGUCUUCCCGACAUAGUGAUCUGGAUGCUGCAGGGCGACCGGCGGGUCGCUUACCACCGCAUCCCGGCGCACACGGUCCUCUUCUCCCAGGAGCACUGUGGGAAACACUGCGGACAGCUGCAGACCGUGUUCCUCAAGUGUCCGCAGGGCAGCGGUGGAGAGGCCAAACUUCCCGGUCAGCUCAGGGUCAAAGUCUGGUUCGGAUUGGCUGCGGACGUCAAACACUUCAACCAAUACGCCGAAGGGAAGCUGUCGGUGUUCACUGAGACGUAUGAGAACCAGACCCGACUCGCCCUGGUGGGCAGCUGGGGCACCACAGGUCUCACCUACCCCAAGUUCAGCGACGUCACUGGGAGAGUCAAACUGCCCAAGGAGAGUUUUAAACCGUCCCCCGGCUGGAGCUGGGACGGGGACUGGUUCAUCAGCCCCGAGAAGACGCUGCUGUACGACGUGGACGCCGGUCACAUGACCUUCACAGAGGAAGUGUUUGAAAACCAGAUGAGGUUACCGGGCGGACAGUGGAUCGGCAUGCCGGAGGGAUACACCGACGUGAACGGGGAGAAGGCGGUGCCGAAGGACGAAGUGGACUGUCCCCCGGGUUGGACGUGGGAGGAGGUGGAGUGGAGCGAAGAUCUCAACAGAGCCGUGGACGAUCAAGGCUGGGAGUACGGUAUCCCCAUCCCUCCGGACCGCCGGCCCAAGUCCUGGGUCCCGGCAGAGAAGAUGUACCACACCAACAGACGGAGGAGGUGGAUCCGCAUGAGACGGCGAGACCAACAGAAGAUGGACGCCCUCAGGAAGCAGCGUCCGGACGAGGCGGAGCGGGAAGGCUGGGAGUACGCCUCGCUGUUCGGCUGGAAGUUCCACCUGAAGCCGAGGAAGACGGACAGCUUCAGGCGGCGCCGCUGGCGCUGCCGCAUGGUUCCUCUGGAGAAGACGGGUCCUGCGGCCAUCUUCGCUCUGGAGUGUUCUCUGAGCAGCAUCGAGGACAAGAGUGACGACCGGUCGGUCACGACCACGUUCGGCGUCAACAGACCGACCAUCUCCUGUUUCUUCGACUGUGGCACCCGCUACCACCUGCGCUGCUACCUGUACCAGGCCAGAGACCUGCUGGCGCUGGACAAAGACAGUUUCUCAGAUCCCUACGCCGUGGUGUCGUUCCUCCAUCAGUCCCAGCGGACGGUGACGGUGCGGAACACUCUGAAUCCCACCUGGGACCAGACGCUCAUCAUCUACGAGCUGGAGAUCUUCGGAGACCCCGAGGCCACGAUGGCCAACCCGCCCAACGUCGUCGUGGAGCUCUACGACGAGGACACAUACGGUGUGGAUGAAUUCAUGGGCCGCUGUGUGUGCCAGCCCACCCUGACGCCCUCGCCCCGUCUCGCCUGGUUCCCGAUUCGCCAGGGGAACAGGAACGCCGGCGAGCUGCUCGCCGCCUUCGAGCUCAUACGCAGGGAAAAGCCGACAGUUCAUCAUAUUCCAGGUCAAGAGGGAGACGUCACGACCUCCACUCACGUCUUCGACGAGUUGAUGUUUUCAGGCUUCCUCUCUGAAAACCUGCAGCAAUGGCCGGAGGAGUCGGACCUCCCGUACCCGCCCCCUCAGAGGGAACCCAACGUCUUCAUGGUUCCUCAGGGAAUCAAACCCGUUCUGCAGAGAACCGCCAUCGAGAUCUUGGCAUGGGGCGUUCGCAACCUGAAGAGUUUCCAGUUGGCCGGCGUUACCUCCCCGAGCCUGCAGGUGGAGUGCGGGGGCACCAUGAUCCAGAGCUGCGUCAUCCGCAGCGUGAAGAAAAAGCCCAACUUUGACGUCAACACGCUCGUCCUUGAUGUGAGACUUCCUCGUGAGGCGCUCUACAUGCCGCCGAUCGUCAUCAAAGUCAUCGACAACCGGCAGUUCGGCAGGAAGCCGGUGGUCGGCCAGUGCACCAUCCGGUCGCUGGAGGAGUUCCGGUGCAGCCCGGAGGAGGAGCGCGUGGCGAUGGAGGAGGACGGGGAGCAGGAAGGAGGCGAGGGCGGAUGGAGACGUGAGACGCCACGGUUCACCUCUGGGGACGUGUUCGUCGACAUGGACGACGAGGAGCCGCUGGUGCAAGACCAGUUUGCAGAUGGAGCCAGUUCCGCUAUCAUUAACCUUUCAGCCUCUAGCUCCAGCCUCCAUGUGGCACAGUGGGAAGAAGACUUCAUGGACUGGUGGAGCAAGUUCUACGCCUCGACCGGAGAGAUGAACAAGUGCGGGACGUACGUGGAGAGAGGCUUCGACACGCUGAAGGUGUUUGAGCGGGAGAUAGAGAAGGUGGAGGGAUUGGAGGGUCUCUCUGACUUCUGUCAGACCUUCAAGUUGUACAGAGGAAAGACUCAGGACCAAGGAGAAGAUCCGUCCGUCGUGGGAGAGUUCAAGGGAAUGUUUAAGAUCUACCCGCUGCCAGACGACCCGUCCGCCCCUGCUCCCCCCAGACAGUUCAGGAAACUGCCUCCCAACGGCCUCGAGGAGUGUUUGGUCCGCGUCUACGUCAUCCAGGCUCGGGGGCUGCAGCCCAAAGACGCCAACGGGAAGUGCGACCCCUACGUGAAGAUCAGCCUGGGGAAGAAGACCAUCAGCGACCAUGAGAACUACGUCCCCUGUACGCUGGACCCGGUCUUUGGAAAGAUGUUCGAGCUCAGCUGCUCGCUGCCCGUGGAGAAGGACCUCCGCGUGAUGCUGUACGACCACGACGUGCUGACCAGAGACGAGAAGAUCGGCGAGACGGUGAUCGACCUGGAGAACCGCUUCCUGUCCAGACACGGGGCCACGUGCGGCCUGCCGCGCUCCUACUGCGUGUCGGGGGUGAACCAGUGGCGAGACCAGCUGACGCCACGGCAGCUGCUGGGCCGAGUGUGCGAGCGACGGAACCUGCCGAAGCCCGUGUACCAGGACGACGUGGUCCACUUCAGGGGCUGCCGGUACACGGCCGCCGACCUCGACGACAAAAGCGAGUCCAAGCGUCACCUGGGUCCAUUAAAGGAGCGACUGUCCCUCCACAUCUUGAGGAAACUGGGGCUGGUACCUGAACACGUGGAGACCCGGUGUCUGUUCAGUCCACUGCAGCCCGACUUCGAGCAGGGGCGUCUGAUGAUGUGGGUUGACCUGUUCCCCAAGUCCCUGGGACCAGCCGGACCCCCGUUCAACGUCACGCCACGCAAGCCCAAGAGGUUUUUCCUGCGGUGCAUCAUCUGGAACACCAGUGACGUCAUCCUGGACGACGUCAGCGUCACCGGGGAGAGGAUGAGCGACAUCUACGUCAAAGGCUGGCUCGACGGCCACGAGCACAACAAGCAGAAGACGGACGUCCACUACCGCUCGCUGGGCGGAGAGGGGAACUUCAACUACAGAUUCCUGUUUCCCUUCAGCUACUUACCGGCGGAGCAAGUGUGUGUCGUCGAACGGAAGGAACACUUCUGGAGCGUGGACAAAGCCGAGACCAAACUGGCUCCGAAACUCACCGUCCAGAUCUGGGACAACGACAGGUUCUCCUUCGACGACUACCUCGGUCACCUGGUGAUGGACCUGAACCACAUGCUGCGUCCGGCCAAGUCUCCGGGGACAUGCGACCUGCAGCUGCUGCAGCAGUCGGCCGACGCCCUGGUGUCGCUGUUCGAGCAGAAGACGGUGAAGGGCUGGUGGCCCUGCACCUGCGAGGUCAACGGGCAGAAGAUCAUCGCGGGGAAGGUGGAGAUGUCGCUGGAGAUCGUGACGGAGCCGGAGCAGGAGGAGAGGCCGGCCGGCCUCGGCAGGGACGAGCCCAACAUGAACCCUCACCUGGAGGAGCCUCAGCGUCCCGAGACCUCCUUCCUGUGGUUCUCCUCCCCCUUUAAGACCCUCAAGUUCAUCCUGUGGAGGCGCUUCAAGUGGUUCAUCGUCCUCUUCGUCCUCCUCUUCCUCCUCUUCCUCUUCUUCGGCGUCUUCCUCUACUCCUUCCCGAACUACGUUGCCAUGAAGAUGGUGGGACCGUUCGGACCGGCCAAGGCCGCUCAGUGAUGAUGAAGAUGAUGAUGAUGACGAUGGCGGCGGGCGCGGGAGGAAGAUUCGUGUUAUUUCUUCGUUCCUUUGAUUCUGUCUUCCUCCCAAAGUUUCAGAGAGCGAAUGAGAGCAUCAGUGAUGAACCGGUGAACUCGAUCUGACUCUUAUCGGCCACCGUGCGAUUCACUGAUGUGACACGUGUGUGUGUGUGUGUGUCUGUGUGUCGCUUCACCAUCAGUGAGUUGCCAUCAGAUCUCAGCACGUGUCGCCGGCGGCCGCCAGCCCUCGUGUCCUCGCCGUCCCUCCGCCGCCCGCUUUCAUCUCUCGCUCCGUCUCAUCUGCGCUCACGCUGAGAGAAAAGGGAGAAUAAAAAGCUCCGGCGCGUUCCCAAAAAGAAAAGAUAUUCGGAAACAGACUCAGAGAUUUGAGAUGUUUUGCCGCUUGAUCUUUUUUACCGCCCGCUGUUUCCCAGGCGAGAGCAAGAGGGAACAUUUCAGCAAUUUACUCUCUUUGAAUUGUCAGAGUCCACAUCCUCCUCCUCCUCCUCCCUUCUUCUUCUGCCCUUUCAUCCUCCUUCGUUUCUGCUCCUCUUCAUCUCCUCCUCUCUUCCUUCCCAGUCGUCUCCUUCCUCCUCCUCCUUUUCUCCUCCUGCUCCUGUUCGUCCCUCUCCUCCAUCAAAUUCUACUUCGUUUUCUUUUUUUUCCUUCUGCUCCUCCCCUGUUCUCCCUCCUCCUCCUCCUCCUCCUCUUUUCUUCCUCCUGCUUCACUGUGCCUCUGCGUCCUUCACCUCCGUCAUCUCACUCUCUUCUUCCUCCUCCUCUUCUCCUUCCCCCCUCUGAGUUUCCUUCUCCUCUGCUUCCUUGUCCUCCUGCCUCUAAUGAUUUCUGUGCUCCUCCUCUUCCUCCUCCAGUCUUUCAACGCUCUCAGGGUUCAGCAGGUUAAGUCGUGGAUUUGCUCUUGUUGAUCUUUGAGCUUUAGUCGCACAAAGAAGGUUUUCAGAUGGAUGGAGGCAGAUAAGCGUGCACACACACACACACACACACACACACACACACACACACACACACUAUGUUUGAGCAAAUUAACAGUAUUUUCGUGUGUGUCUGUUUGUGCAGAAAUUCCCAAGUGUGUAUUUAGGUGUUUAAGAUCUUCGUGGACGCGCAAACACACACACACACACACACACACACACACACAAAGACCCAUUUAUAUUACGGAACAGGAAGGGUGAAGGACAAGGACUAAUCCACCCAGAUUCUACGGGAUUUCCUGACAUGCAUGUUCAUUUUCGUGUGUGUGUGUGUGUGUGUGUGUGUGUGAGUGUGAGUGUGAGUGUGUGAAUCGAGCCCUGACUAAAGAGACGUGAAGAAGACGGACGGAGAUGAAUAUUUAAAUCCAUCCCGUUCUUCUCUCUCCUUCAGUUCCGUGUCGUUCGCCUCUCGUUUCACUUCGUCCUCUCUGGUCCCGGCCGGAGUGGAAAAACUGACAAGAGACCCACUUGGUUGGUGUUCACGUCGGCCCAAUCACGAGCCAACCGGGACCCGUGAACUAAGAGUCACGCGGAGCCACAGGCGGCUCACUCAUUGGACGCAGCUCCAGUCGCCUGUGGCCCUUAGAGAGACGUACGCACUCCGCUAAUUCAACUUCUCUGGAGUUUUAUUGUCCCAUUAACACACAUUGAGACAAAAAACUGAUUCUUAUCGUCCCGCUCGGAACAUUUGUCUCCUUGUUCCUAUAAACUGGUGCAUUCAGACGUCGCCUGACGUCAUGUUACCGCCCGGUGAGUUAACGGUGGACUCCAGCUCGUGUCCGGCGAUGUUGCCGAUUGUCUGUAAAUACGUGAAAGAAAAUACGUGCAAAUAUCCAAGCGAUCGUCACGUGUGAUCUGAAUGCACCAGAGAGGUGGAGAAGAAACAUUCAUGUGACAGAGCUUCAAAACGUCCUGCCGACCAAACAAAAUGCCUUCAUGCUGCAAAUGUCACCAUGUAUUUCGCCGGAUACGCUUCUUUUUCCUCAGUGAAUACGAUGUGCCUUUGUCCUUUCGCUUCGCUGUGUUGACGUACAGGAGCACGACGGGGAAAAUAUAAUCACACAGAUACUACCACAAAAAGAGAUGUUUCAUUUGUUUGUAGAGCCACAUGGAGACGCAGACUGGAUGUGUUCCACACGCGACUCUCACUUACAUUGACUUGUCAACACUGUUUGCACAUGAUACCAACAUCAUCAAUUAAACUGCAUUGUUUGAUCA